AUGAAAACUCACUCUAGUCAUCAGUUGUAAUGCGCAGAGACCUUUUUUUGGUGAAAUUUUUUUUUCCACGAUUAUAAAUUUAAAAUUGUGACUUUAAAAAACGUGAUAAAAAAAAAUGUGUCCAAUUAUAGUAUCGGGAAUAGACGAAACUCUUUUCCUACCGCGACUAUUUCUAAACUCCUAUUGAUUCGAGUAUUCUCUGAGUAUCCAAAUUAUAAAUCGUUAGUUGGGUUAGAGAAUAAAAUUUAAUUCCGAACAUUCCGAUCAUUAGUUAUCUCGCGGGAGACGUUCUCGUGUAAUAGUUUUUGGCGAUGCGCCGACGCGUAGACAGUAGAUGGUGUAGUUAUUAAAAUCGUGGUGGGCAAAUGGGUAAUGAGUUUGCUCAGCGUGGAACUGAACGUGUAUUGGUGGUGGGAAUUACGUUUGGGCUUUUACAAGAGGGCGCUUUGGAAAGACAAGGACACCGAGGAGUCUACGUCAGGAAAAGCUCAAUGCUUAUUGGUCCCGGUGCAUUGUUACGUAUUGAUUGCCGCAGAGUGUGUUAGUCGUGUAGUGGUACUAUUUUCUUUUCGUCAUAGUAGUCGUAGUCAUCGUCAUCGUCGUCGUUCGAGGGAAUCACUUGAUCGUCGUCGUCGUCGUAGUCGGUGACGGUUAUGGCGUGCUGGCGACGAGUCAAGUCAACGUGAUACAAAGCGGCUGAGUAAAAUAAAAAGCUUAAUAAAUAAUAAAAAGUUUCGUAAAUUAGACUUUUUCAAUUUUUUUUUGUUUAUUUUUUUGUUGCAAAACGAAAUUGAACAGUAGUCGAAAUCGUGAAUUAGUCUGCCUUAAAAUCGUCAGUAAUUCGUCUGUGUACUUGAAAAAAGUGUUAAAGGUUCGCUUUUGGGUUUAGGAUAGCGCACACAUUGGGUACACGAUUACUUGAUACUCGUCCACAAUAAACCCUUGUUGCCGUGCUAAAGUAGUGGGAGAAAACGGCACCACCGUCGACGAGGGUGUACGUCAGUGGUGUAUGUCAGCAGUGUGUCAGUCGUGCUUUGCUAUUAGUGCUUAAAUAAAAGUGGUGGUAGAGUUGUAGUGGUGCUGAUGUUGAUGGUGGUGGUGGUUGUGCUGGUUCUGUUGGUGGUGGUGACCAGUGUAAGGUUUUUUCUCUCAGAUCCUACUAUCCACGUUUGCGACCUCCUUUGUCCACGCGUGAAGGCCAUCAGUAUAGGCUCUCAGUUAUCACGACAUGUAUCCGCGGGUGGUCUAUGAUCUAGUUUCUAAAAUAAAAAAUAAAUAAUAUAAUAAUAGAUAGUGCGAUAGAGAAUCCCGUUUAUAACGAGAUUCGCGUUAUAAAAGGAUUUUGUACGUGUUUUACUAUUGAGUUAUAAAUUAUUAUUAUUAUUAUUUAUAUAAUUAUUGGUUGAGUAAAGUGGUGCACGCAACAGUCACGACGUGGACGUACUCGUCGUCGUGAUUGUCUUCGCGCAUUCGUCAACUUCCGGGUCACCGCACCAGGGUAAAACGCGGCGCUGGUUAUGCCUUUUGAUAUCAUUAUUAUCAUCAGUAUCAUCACUGAUGACGUUAUUUGAUAGUUACAUGACAUUUACCUCGAUAAAUAAUUAUUGAGGCCUUAACAAAAAACCUUGAAAUAAUAGUAAUAGAUAUAAUAAGACAGUCCACCCAUAGGUACGGUAAUUGUCGUGGUAGUGUGGUAACAGUGGUAGUUAUAAUUUAACCUACCUGGAAUAAAUUAUGAAGCAUCAUCGUAUCAAACGUAUAAUAAUAAGAGUGGCUGGUGAUAGGGGCCGGUGAAUGUGUGACCCGGGGGCAGAGAUCUGCUGGAAUGACGUGCGACGAGACGACCGAGCGGCCUCCGGUAGACGAAUGCCUCCUGGUACGGAAAUGGUGGUGCUUUAUAUUAUCAAGCAUCUUCACAUUUCUCGCCGGGCUGUUGAUCGUCUUGCUCUGGCGAGCAUUUGCCUUCCUUUGGUGUCGCAAGGAGCCGGAAUUCGCUCCAAAUGACCCAAAGCAAAAAGAACAGAAGGCUGCUCGCCAGAGCAAGGAGUUCGAAGGUACCUUUAUGACAGAGGCUAAAGAUUGGGCUGGUGAACUUAUUUCUGGACAAACUACCACCGGUCGAAUCUUGGUCGUACUCGUCUUUAUCCUCAGUAUCGCGUCAUUGAUAAUAUAUUUUAUUGAUGCCUCGAAUGAAGAGGUCGAACGUUGCCAGAAGUGGAGCAACAACAUUACUCAGCAGAUAGACUUAGCUUUUAAUAUAUUUUUUAUGGUCUACUUUUUUAUACGCUUUAUCGCCGCCAGUGACAAGCUGUGGUUCAUGCUGGAGAUGUACUCAUUUGUGGACUACUUUACGAUACCACCGUCUUUCGUAUCGAUCUAUUUGGAUCGAACGUGGAUCGGGCUGCGGUUUCUUCGAGCCCUACGACUGAUGACGGUUCCGGACAUUCUCCAGUACCUCAACAUUCUAAAGACAUCGAGUUCCAUUCGUCUCGCCCAACUCGUCUCCAUAUUCAUUUCCGUUUGGCUUACCGCUGCUGGCAUCAUUCAUUUGCUUGAAAACUCAGGAGACCCUUUCGAGUUCGCAAACCCACAACCACUUUCUUAUUGGACGUGCGUUUAUUUCCUGAUCGUCACAAUGUCAACGGUAGGAUACGGCGAUGUUUACUGCCAGACUAUUCUUGGCCGUACAUUCCUAGUAUUUUUUCUACUUGUCGGUUUGGCCAUAUUCGCCAGUUGUAUCCCCGAGAUAAUUGACCUGAUCGGGACGCGAAACAAGUACGGCGGCACUUUGAAGAACGAGCGAGGUCGCAGACACAUUGUUGUGUGCGGCCAUAUCACCUACGAGUCAGUGUCGCAUUUCCUGAAGGACUUUUUACACGAGGAUCGUGAAGAUGUCGACGUCGAAGUCGUCUUUCUGCAUAGGAAGCCACCAGAUCUUGAGUUGGAGGGUCUUUUCAAACGGCACUUCACCACCGUCGAGUUCUUUCAGGGAACCAUCAUGAACCCAAUUGAUCUGCAACGGGUCAAGGUUCACGAAGCAGAUGCAUGCCUGGUUCUUGCUAAUAAAUACUGCCAGGAUCCCGAUGCAGAAGAUGCAGCUAAUAUUAUGAGAGUUAUCUCCAUUAAAAAUUAUUCUGAUGACAUUCGUGUUAUCAUUCAAUUAAUGCAGUAUCACAAUAAGGCCUACUUAUUAAACAUUCCAUCAUGGGACUGGAAACAGGGGGAUGAUGUCAUCUGUUUGGCGGAACUCAAAUUGGGUUUUAUAGCGCAGUCAUGCCUCGCACCAGGAUUUAGUACAAUGAUGGCCAAUUUAUUCGCCAUGCGAUCUUUUAAGACGUCACCCGAUAUACAGGCUUGGCAGAAUGACUACCUCCGGGGAACAGGGAUGGAGAUGUACACCGAGACACUGAGCCCUACCUUCAUCGGAAUGCCCUUUGCCAAAGCCACCGAGUUGUGCUUCACUAAAUUGAAGCUACUGCUGCUAGCAAUAGAGAUCAAAGGAGAAGGGGGUGCAGAUAGUAAGAUCUCGAUUAAUCCACGAGGUGCCAAGAUCGCUGCCAAUACUCAAGGAUUUUUCAUUGCUCAAUCAGCUGACGAAGUUAAACGGGCAUGGUUUUACUGCAAAGCAUGCCACGAGGACAUCAAAGAUGAAACACUUAUCAAGAAAUGCAAAUGCAAAAACUUGGCUACAUUCCGGAAAGGCGUACGGGCCGUUCAAAUGGUCGGAAGAGCAAGUGAAGACUUCUCGUACUCAAACGACCAUCAUCCUCCCCCCACAUUCACUCCGCCAGAACUGCCCAAGAUGGUUCACGUGAGAGGUGAGAUCAGCCGCGAACGAGAUGAUCCUACUGCUAUGAGAAAUCAUCGAAAUUCAGUAGGAAUGACGACGAUAAAUUCGACGAAACAAGUGAAUAAAGUUAAGCCAAACGUGAAUAGAACAGCAAACGACAGUUUGUCAAGUCCGAACCAACCGUAUAAUCAGAGAUCACAAGAGGAGUCCGCAUACUCUGGCUACCAUCUCGCCUACGAAGUCAAAAAGCUCAUGCCAACGAGUAGAGGCUCAGGAGGUACGAAUGUCAACAAUAACGGUGGCCUUCAGAUCGGAAUCGCCGAUGACCAGGCCAAGGACUUUGAUUUCGAGAAGACGGAAAUGAAAUAUGACUCAACAGGGAUGUUUCAUUGGAGUCCUUCACGCAAUCUUGAAGACUGUAUACUCGACCGAAAUCAGGCGGCAAUGACAGUACUUAAUGGUCACGUGGUAGUUUGUCUAUUUGCUGAUCCUGAUUCACCUUUAAUAGGACUAAGAAACCUGGUUAUGCCAUUACGAGCUUCCAAUUUCCAUUACCACGAGCUUAAACAUGUAGUAAUAGUUGGGUCUGUUGACUACAUAAGACGCGAGUGGAAGAUGUUACAAAACUUACCAAAAAUAUCAGUACUCAAUGGUUCACCAUUGAGUAGAGCAGAUUUACGUGCCGUGAAUGUAAAUCUUUGCGACAUGUGUUGCAUUCUGUCGGCAAAAGUGCCUAGCAAUGACGAUCCAACCCUCGCCGACAAAGAGGCAAUACUUGCGUCCUUGAACAUUAAAGCGAUGACGUUUGACGAUACAAUAGGAGUAUUAAGUCAAGUCGGAAGCCCUAUAGUACUGCAGCGACGAGGAUCAGUUUACGGAGCUAAUGUGCCGAUGAUCACAGAACUUGUAAAUGAUAGUAAUGUUCAAUUCCUUGAUCAAGAUGACGACGAUGACCCCGAUACAGAACUCUACCUCACACAGCCGUUUGCCUGUGGCACUGCCUUUGCUGUCAGCGUAUUAGACUCGCUCAUGUCAACGACUUACUUUAAUCAGAACGCAUUGACUUUAAUCCGGUCGUUGAUAACCGGUGGAGCUACACCUGAAUUAGAAUUGAUUCUUGCUGAAGGUGCAGGAUUAAGAGGUGGAUAUAGUACUACGGAUAGUUUGGCUAACCGAGACCGCUGUCGAGUCGGUCAGAUCUCGCUUUUCGAUGGACCAUUGGCUCAGUAUGGCGAAGGAGGCAAGUACGGUGACCUAUUCGUCGCUGCAUUAAAAUCGUAUGGAAUGCUGUGCAUUGGAUUGUACAGGUUUCGAGAUACGAGUUCAUCGGCUGACGCUUCUUCAAAACGCUAUGUUAUAACUAAUCCACCUGAUGAUUUCACAUUAUUACCUACUGAUCAGGUUUUCGUGUUAAUGCAGUUCGACCCUGGUCUCGAAUACAAACCGAACAGAGGAGCUCGUGGAAAAGAUGACGCUUCCUGACUGUUGCUGUGUAGCGCCCUCACUGAUGGACCGUAUUCUUACAUCUAAAUCGAUGUAAGAACUGUCAAGCAACAUUUAUCAUUUCUCGACCAUCUAUAAUCUUUGUCUCGAGUGAACCACAGACAUUAAUAAAUUAAUACAAAUAAAAAAUUCCACCAAAAUACAUUAAUAGUUGAGAUCCAACUCAAAAUAAAGUAUCAAACACGUUAGAAUUUAUUUGUGAGUUAGCAUCAACUAUUAAUUUAUUUUCCAAUUAAAAAAAUGACAAAGACUGAAGAUUAAUGAUCGGGAAAUGAUACUAUGGAAUAUUCUAUCCUGAGGGCUGCUACACUUCAAAAGUAGUUAAUCUAAACGUUUUAAAUUAUACUCACUAUGGAAAUUGCUCAUUAAUCAUCAACUGAAAAGUAUUUAAACAGAAAAUAUGUACGUUUGAAAGGCACAAACUCUUUUUAUCUGGAAUUACGUCCACUCAUAAAAAUCCUUUUUGCAUAAUCUGCUGACAAUCGAAAAUCAAUUACUCUAAUUGGGCGUAAUGAUCCCUACUAGCUGAUUCAUUAUAAAAAUCUAAAGUAAUGAAAUGUCACCACAGAAACUGUGAAUCAAAAAUAUAUAAAAAAAUUAUAGGCCUCGAUGAAAGUGUUUACGUGUGAAAAUCCACCAGUGAUUAUAUUUUAGUCUCAAGUGAUAAAAUCGAAGUAAUUAAAUAAACAUAAUAAAUUAAUAAAUAAAUUCUUCACAAUUAACUUUGAACAUUUUCACGAAGAGAAGAUAAAAUUUCUCUUUUAAUAAAAUGAUAACUGUGAAUAUUAAAUAAACAACAAAAUGAAUAACCACGAAUUGAAAUAUUUAAUCGGCAUUGCAAAGUGCGGGUCGUAUUUUUACCUCGUGUGUCUUGUUUGCGACUGACGAAAAUAAUAAUAAUAAUAAUAGAUAAAUAUUUAAAAUCAUUAUAAUUUUAUUGAACAUUUAAAAAAAUUACACAAGAGCCUAUGAGUCUCUGCGUAUUAACACUAAUUAAAUUUAUUAGCAUAACAACGUAAAUCGUAAUUUCAUAAAAACUAUAGUAAUAUUUAAUAACAGAAAUAGAAAUAAAAAAAACCCUUUUCCACAAUGAUGCGUAAGUUAAAUCGGUUAUAAUUAUAAUUGUACAUGUCGUAAAACCAUACGUAAUAAUAAUUAUGAUAUAUAGGCGUAUAUAAACACUUUUUCUGUCUCUUUUAUAUAUUUUUGUGAAACUCACGUGUAUAUAUGCGGACAUAAUAUUAUAUAAGUAUAAGUUUCAAUAUAUAAAUAUAUAUAUAAUUAAAUUUAAAUAAUUUGAUAAAAUACAGAGGGUGCGUACACAUGUCGUACAAUUACACGGAGAGAAAAGAAUAGUUAUAAAUCCUAUGUAGAAUGGUAACCAUUACUAUGUUACAUUUAGCGUCGAGAGUCACGAGACGGAGUAAUCUCCCCCAUUCUACAUGGUAACGUUGGCUAUGCUAGCAUAGGAAUGAUUACCAUUCUACAUUGACGAGAGAACUAUGCAAAUGGACAUGACUACAAUGUUACCUAGCAACACUUACGAUCUUUUAUUUAUUUUAUAUUUAGUAAAUAAGGUUAUGACAAAAUAAAUAACUCAAGUUACUUUAAAUAUAUGUGGAAAUUGAAUUAAUCUAUUGGAAUAAUUAAAAUAUUGCUCACAAUGAAAUAUCAUUUUUUGAUAAAAGAUAAAGAAUAAUUUAAGGUAGUUGUCCUGCUACAAUAUUGUCAAAAAGUUAUGAGUCAUAUACGCGGUAAGAGUAGGUUAGGUGGUAGUUAAAACGAGACACGCUUUUGUUUGAUACUGUACCCGUGAGAAGUUUACCUACACACUACUCAUAUAUACGUAUACACAAAUACUAUUGAACAUUUUCAUAAAUUAAAAUUUGACAACGUCGCAUAUACUCUGCCAGUUGCUGUAUAGUGUACUGAGUAUGUUUAAAUUUACCGCUCAAAUAAUACUAUGUAUACUCGCGUGCAGUGUUGUCAGAUUGUUAUUUUCCAAUUCACCGACAUGUAUAUUUUUUCAUUUAUUGUUAAACUUUGCGUUGCUAUAUUUGAACAAUGAGAUGGUGAAUACUUAAUUUUUUUUUUUUAAAUAAAUUCAGGACAAAUUCAUUAAUUUUCUGUUAGUUUUUCAAAAGUUUCUGACUGUUAGUUUUUUUAUUAGAAUCACGAACGCGACUUGAAACACAUACUCCUCAUUGCUCGCAAUGUUAAUGAUACGAAAACUAUGAUUAUAAAUAAUUCAAAUUAGAGAUGGUCAAUUGACUUCAAAUUUUAAUGGUAAUUGUAUCUUAAUACCCUUAAUAAGUAUAAAAAAUUUUAUAACUUUCUGACACUAUGCCCAUCACCCGACAACUACCUUAAAAAAUUAUAAUGUUUAGUAAUAAACAAUUUAUUUACCUGGUUUGUUUACUUCGUUGUCUUAUAUAUAUUUAUUAAACUGUAAUUAUAGCCAUUCAAGCAUGGGACUGAGUAGCAUUCUACAUAGCCCUGAUUCCCACGUUAGAUAGCGAUUUUUACCAUUUCACUUGUUUCAAUGUAACAUAGUCAUCAUUACUAGAAAAAUGGUAAUGGUUUCUAUUCUACGUAGCAUUAUUUACCAUUUUACAAAAAAUAAGUCUGGUUACUAUGUAAAAUGGUAAUAAUUACUAUUCUUUUCUCUCCGUGUACAUUAUUUAAGGAACUCUAAAAAACACACAUGAUAUUUUUGAUCGAAGAAGUAUAAUGAGUUUAAAUUUAAAAACAUAAUGAGUGUUAUAAAAAUUGUGUGUAAAUUAUGAGCGAUGGCUAUCAGCUGGUCACUUUAUCGGGGAUAAAAAAUUGAGUUGUGUGAAAGAAUUAAAAAUUAUAAUGCAUUGAAAGUAUGAAAAAUGAAAAAAUUAAGUAACAUAAAUUAAUGAAGAAAGAAACAUUAAAUAUGUGAGGUUAUGAAAAGAAUUGAAUAAACUAGCUGUGGUUAAUUCUGCCAUGUUCGUAUAUUAAAUGUAGCUAUAAUACCGUUUGUAACUGCUGCCGCUACUGUUACAGCCGCUACUGCUGCUGUUGCAAAUAUUCACGUGCACUGUUCACUGCCACUGCAGUACGAGUUAUGUAUAUAUAUGUAUGUAUAUAAAUAUUGGCUGUCCCUACUUGAGGUCUUUUUUAAUUUCACUGAUAUCCGGACACAAACUACUUGGAAUUAAAAAAAAAAUUUCCUGCAAUUCGGGUCUCUUAUUUCGAUUUGAUAUGUGCCUGCAUGUAAUUUUGCCAUCGGAAUAACAUGAAAUUUGUGGCAGAAAAUAGAUUUUUUAUUGUGACUGACGUAAGAGUUAAACCAGUUGAAACAAUACACCGUAAAAAAUCGGAAGUGAUUACGGAUUUUAUUUAAAUCUGAAUGCACUCGGAAUUCUGAAGUUUUUAAAAGUGCCAACGAGAUGACUUGUGGAAGAAUUAAUGGCGCUGAAUGUGCGUAACUGAAGCACACUCAAUGCUUCGCAUCUGGGGUGCGCAAUUUUAUGAGCCCAAUAAAGCUAGGUUACCUUAUUUGAAUUUUAUUCAUUCUCAUAAACUUAUUUUCUGGGUUAGUUUAACAGAUAAAAUUUUUUAUGUCCUCAAAAAGGAAUGCGCGUUUCGGUAUUUUAUUACCCCAGCAGAUUUCGUUUACUGUUUUUACAGUAAUAUGCGACAUUUUACCUUAAAAUGUUUUAUUUUAUCGCGAUAAAAUGCUACGCGUAGCUGGCAGUUAUGUAGAGUCAUGUGCAGACUAGAUUUGUAAUAAACAAGGGUUAAUGGAUUGCAUACCUUUAAAAUUUUUAAAUAAAUAACUUUCUUUUGUUUUUGCAGAAUUCUAUUCAUACUUUCAAAAAUUAUUUUAAAAAAUAAUGUUGUAAUUACUUGUGGGUAAUUUUUACUCAAAAAUUCUUUGCGUGUUGAAAAAAGAUGCUUUAAAAAAAAUAAAAUUUUCAAAUAGGUUUUAACUCUUGGAAUUCUAGACUAAUUAGUAAAAUAAGAGAUCUGAUUUAAUAUCAUGAAGUGACUCUGUGAGCUUCAAAAUUAGAAAAUACCUCAAGUAAGGACUUAGCCUAUAUAUGUAUAUAUAUAUCGAGAAUAUAAAUAUUGUGAUGUUUACUUUAACUUUCAAAAAUUCUACCUUCAACACAAUGAUUUGCGUUAAAUUAAAUAGCUUAAACGAAGCUUUAAGCAUAAUUGAGAAUCACUUAUAUUUAUAUAAGACUACACUGUAAAAAAAACCGGGGUAAGUCCAGGCGGUGUAGGUGUUGAAAUUUUAUGUGUUGAAAUUUAACUACAAUUUCAAUACCGAAAGCGGUGUUAAAAUAAUACCGCCGAAGGUGUAAAUAUUCUUUACCGGUGUUAAAAUAUUUUUCGGUGUUGAAUGUAUUUUACAUUGUGAAUUCAUUUACUUACUCGAUCACUACAGUUAAUUAGUGUUUUUAUUAAUUAAUUAAAUUAUUGGUAAUUGAAAUGGUGGGGGUGAAAUUGUAUAAUUUUUAAAUAAAUUACGUAUGACAUAAAUAUUUAUUUAAAUAAGUACACUCUCUAAACAUGAAUAAGAGAACUAAGUGAGUAUUCACUAAUUCAUGUUUAGAGAGCAUAGCAAAAUUUAAAUUUCCUCCAGAUAAUAUUCAUUAAAUAUUUAUAUUAUUUUAUAUAUAAAAUAUUAAACACCGUCAAAUUACACCACCAACACCGGUGUUAUUUCAUUUUAACACCGCUCUUUUUACAGUGUAGAAAUUAUUUAUCUUCUCUUUAAUUUAUCAUCAUCAUAUGGAAUUUUAUUUUAGUCUUUUAUUUAAAUCCAAUAUGAUAAGUUCUGAAGAAAUUUUGAAAGUUAAGGAAAAAAAUGCUAUCCCGAGUAAAAUAUUUCUAUUUAUACCAUUAUAUGGCCACUUAAAUGAUAAUAAUGGUAACGAUGUGAGAUUUAUGUGAGAAUUGUUUGAGCUAACAGUAUUUAUUGUGUGAAUCAUAAGAAGAAAUAUUAUUAAGUAUGAUUUUCUACUAUGAAAUAAAUUUAAAAAAGUAAUAAUCGAAGAAAUUAAUCACGUGUAUUAUCAAUUGUAUUCAAAUCUAAUAGCCGCUUGGAAAAUUCAAACGAAUUGCAAUGGAUGUUUUGAAUUUUAUCAGUUAAGAUAAAGUGUUUGGACUUAAAUUUUUGUUUUAAAAAAAAUGACACAUGUGACGAUCCCCUCGAGAAAUGAAACUUGAACAUAGAUUAUUAUAAGAACUACAUAAUUAUUAUAAUUGACGAGGAAUUUAAUAAUUCAUCGACAGUUUUUUAUUACCUCACCUCGAGGGGACAUAUCAAAAUUCAAAUAUUAAAUUAAUGCGUUAAUUCGAAAUAAAUUUUACGUAAAAAAAAAUGUCAAACGCCUUGUGUAAAGUUGUAGAAUAACCGUAAUCUCGUAUAGCUGUGAACCAAUCGAGUUUCGUUUUACCCUACAUAAUUUUUUUUUACCCAUGAAAAAACACAUAAAUUAAAUAAGUGCACAAACAUUCUAAUAACUUAUAUUAUAAUUUUAAUCGUAAACGUAAAUAUAAGAAAUUAAUGAGGAAGAUUUUUUACAAAGUAAAUUAUAUCAAUUUGAAUUUAAAUUUAAAGAUUUUUAUGAAAAUUAUAAUUUGUAUUGAAGUUGAUGUGGUUCGCACGUAUCAUAAAAAAAAUUAUUCGCACUCUUUUUAAUAAUGAAAUCAUGCACUCGAAUUUAUUUAUUCUUAAAAAAUUAUAAAAAUCAUUAAUUAGAAGUUAUAUUAAUUGUAACCAAUUUAUCGUGCUAUGAGUGCAUCUUAUUGUGUAAUCUGUGUGGAUGUAUGAGUAUGGGUGAAAAAAGUCUGAGCCUGAUAUAAAAAAUAUGAUUAAAAAAAAUAAGAUAUUAAAUUUACGAUGAAGGCUGGAUAUAACUAAUAAUAAUCGAUCAAUCUCAAUGUUAUUCGGGAUUGCCAUAGAUGUAUAAAAAAAAAAAAAAAAAAAAAAAAAAAAAAAACAAA
Microplitis mediator is the source of this 11281-nucleotide messenger RNA. It is a transcript of the gene slo, whose product is annotated as calcium-activated potassium channel slowpoke. Lineage: Eukaryota; Metazoa; Arthropoda; Insecta; Hymenoptera; Braconidae. Gene Ontology annotation, biological process: potassium ion transport; transmembrane transport. Gene Ontology annotation, molecular function: large conductance calcium-activated potassium channel activity. The record is from RefSeq and is a predicted model, not a curated record. Gene Ontology annotation, cellular component: postsynaptic membrane.